Endocarpon pusillum Z07020 is the source of this 1236-nucleotide messenger RNA. RefSeq lists its product as uncharacterized. The transcript has 2 exons. Lineage: Eukaryota; Fungi; Ascomycota; Eurotiomycetes; Verrucariales; Verrucariaceae. Bases 1 to 1236 code for a protein of 411 amino acids. Gene Ontology annotation, molecular function: protein dimerization activity. Gene Ontology annotation, biological process: conjugation with cellular fusion; Golgi to plasma membrane transport. Gene Ontology annotation, cellular component: exomer complex; trans-Golgi network. The record is from RefSeq and is a predicted model, not a curated record.
AUGCUCAUUCAGUUGACAGUCGGCAAGGUUGAUGCAGGUGUUGCAGUCCUUCUAACCGAAGACAAACGUCUGAUAGAGUUCCCAUCUAUUCUCCUACCCUCUUCGAUCACGUCUGGCUCCAUAGUCGACAUUGCCGUUUCUCAAAAUUAUGAUGCCGAGCGGAAAUCCCAAGCCGCAUUCGCUGACCUCCAAUCACGUAUUCUAAACACCUACGGCAUACACUCACCGUCCCCUCCUACCAUUCGCCUAAGAGGCGCUACCCAAACUUCACUGGUCCUCGAAUGGGACCCCAUACAACUAGCCACAUCCAACCUGAAAUCCCUCUCCCUCUACCGAAAUGGCAGCAAAGCAGGAAGCAUCCCAAGACCCAAGGAGAUGCUGAGCACAAAGAUCAGUGGUCUGGCAGUGGACACGGAGUACUCUUUCCAUCUGGUUCUUAGGACAACGGGAGGAACUUAUUCUAGUCCUGUCCUGACCUGUCGAACGCACAAGAUGACAGAUCUAUCCGGUAUCACUGUGACGCCGGGAUUGCUGCCAGAGCAGUUGCGUGCAAGCUUAGAGAUUGCCGUGGAGAGGAUAGGCGGCAGGAUCGCCGACAGCGUUCGAAUAGAUACAACGCAUUUCGUGUGUACGGAAGGGAGGGGCAAGGAUUGGGAGAGAGCUGUUGAGAUGAACAUCCCAGUGGUGCGACCGGAAUGGGUAGAGGGAUGUGAACGAGAAGGAAGGAUCGUGGGCGUAAGAGGUUAUUAUUUAGACGCCAAUCCGAAGCAAAGACAUGUCGGGCAGAACCCUUCCCUGAGUGGUACUACAGCUGCCUCGUUGAAUGUGGCUGUGAGUGCAAAGGAUAGUCAGGCAUAUCUGCCUGAAAGACGUGUGCCACACCCAUCAGAUCCAAGAAGUCCGGAUCGCGAAAAUCAUACUUCUGGCGAAGGGGAUGGACCGGGUCCCGAGGUGCCUCCUAGUCCUCCUCCGAAGAACGAGAAGUCCAGAAACUCUGCAUCGGCGGAAGAAGAAGCAACAUCCGUGAGUCCUGCAGCAGAUUCAGCUGGUGAAGGCGAAGAGAGGGAGGAGGUUUCAGACGAGGAGAGCAAUGACGCACCGCCCGCGCAGGACACCAGCUCACCAUGGAAUCAAGCUAGGCGUUCCGAGGCAAGCAUGAAAGCCAAAGUGGAGAACGCAGAGGACGGCGAGGACGAAGACGCUGGUCAAAGUGAGAUGGAGAACGUGCCAUUAUAG